Molecule: messenger RNA, 1089 nt
Organism: Pocillopora verrucosa
Lineage: Eukaryota; Metazoa; Cnidaria; Anthozoa; Scleractinia; Pocilloporidae
Product: probable palmitoyltransferase ZDHHC24
Molecular function (GO): palmitoyltransferase activity
Source: RefSeq, a predicted model, not a curated record
GCGUUGAUUUUCCUCUCGCCCGAGCGGAGCGUCGAGCUAAAAUUUACAUCGAUGAUGGAGAGUAAAAAGAGUUGGUUGCAAGCGUACAUUCCUCAGAAACCAUCCGAUUAUGUAGCAUUCUUAUUCAUGAUUGUUAUGCUUUGGGUAAUUGCACUCUUUGAACUAUUUGUUGUCCUACCGCUUUACCACGAACCCUUCUCGUCAUGGUGGUGUUUACACGUGUUUUGCGGUUUUUUCUUGUGGUUGAAUGUGUUCGCCAACUUUUUCUUUCUGAUCACAACGGAUACAACAGGAAAGAAUCUGGGAAUGCCGUCCGUAUUGAAGCCCGGCUGGACUUAUUGUCCAUUCUGUCAACUGAACGCACCUCCAAGAGCCCAUCAUUGCCAAGUCUGCAACGAAUGUGUUUUGAAGCGAGAUCACCACUGUAUUUUUGCCGGAAAGUGUGUCGGCUUCAGGAACUAUCGCUAUUACAUGUUUCUAGCGUUGUACCUUUGGUUAGGAGCUUUUUAUGCCAAUGCUUUUCAUCACGAAUAUGUGACGUCGGAAAUCGGCAGUUUCAGCGUUGCAACAGUACUCACCAUGGUCACUCCAAUCUUGAUGUGGAUGUUAGGAUACACGACUCUUUACGGAUUUUUCAUUUCCUUCAUGACGGGGCUUUCCAUCUUUGCGUUCAUUCUCUUUAGUGGCAUGCUGUUCUUUCAGAUUAGAAUCAUUUCUCGCGGUCAGACUUCGUAUGAGAGAAAGAAGAAAAAGAAAGAAUAUGACCUCGGCUGGAAGCAAAAUUUCUUGGACGUUUUUGGAGAGAAAUGGUAUUUAGCUUGGAUCUGGCCCACUGUAAGUUCACCUUUGCCAGGAGAUGGGACAAAUUACAAGAAAACGUAUCUUCAAGAAAGCAAGGACCUCUGAGAGUCAUGCAACUCUAAAGCAACAUUUUAAUGUCCCAAAUUGUACCUGGUAAUAUUUGAAACAAAAUUAAGGAGUUAAUGCAUCUAACAUGUCUUGGAUUUUAUCAUUCAGCACCCCCUUUGGUGUAAAGCCUGGUUUUCACUAGAUUUGCAAUUAUAAGAGCAAGCAUAGUCUUAAUAGACA